AUGCCGACACGCGUGAUUAUCGACGCUGACCCCGGUGUGGACGACACUGCUGCAAUCCUGCUGGCGCUGGCCAGCCCGGAGUUGGAGAUCGAGGCCGUAACCGCCAUCUACGGCAAUGGCUCCAUGGCCCAGUGCGCGGCCAACGCCCGGCGGAUCCUGGCCGUCGCCGGCCGCAGCGACAUACCGGUGUAUCCAGGAGCUGCCGGCCCGCUGCUACGCAUCCACACGGCGGAUUGGGCCGCGCACAUCCACGGCGACGACGCUCUGGGUGGAGAGGGAGCGCGCAUAGAUUCGGCAGACACGGUCGAUGCUCCGGUGGGCAACCGGGCGGCGGUGGAAAUUGCCCGGCGGGUGCUGGAGUCUCCCGGUGACAUCACCGUACUGGCCCUGGGUCGUAUGACCAAUCUGGCGUUGGCCCUGCGCAUCGCGCCCGAAAUCGCGGUUGCGUUGGCCGUGUGUGGUGACCCCGAAUCGGCGGCAGUUCUCUACGACUCGGGUGUCCCAAUCGUGCAGGUGGGGCUGGAUGUUUGCGAUCGUUGCGGGUUUUCAGACUCCCAAUUGCAUCAACUGAGCCAGUCCGAAGCUCCCGCCGUGCAGCUUCUGGUGCGGGCCACCGGGUUUAUCCAGCAGGCGUAUCGCCGGAUGGGUCGGUUCGCUCAGGGAGAGGCGGCGCGGUACAACGACGUGCCGGCGGUGGCGUACGCCGUAGAUUCCGGAUUGAUGCAAACGACCUUGCUGCCGGUUUCGAUUGAUACGGCCAGCGAUCUGACUCGCGGGCAAACGGUUGUCGACUGGCACGGUGUGACUGGCCGAGCGCCCAACGUGGACGUUUGCCUGGAGGUGGACGCGGCACGGCUCACCGAGAUGGUGGUGGAGCGGUUGAUCAAUCACGACUGGCCUAUCCACUGA
Geodia barretti is the source of this 909-nucleotide messenger RNA. The record is from the annotation of a GenBank genome assembly. NCBI's taxonomy places the organism in Eukaryota, Metazoa, Porifera, Demospongiae, Tetractinellida, Geodiidae.